AAAGGCUAUAAAUAGCUCACUCGAUGCUGCCGUACGUUUCCUUCUCGUCUCUCCUCUUCUACGGCGGAAGGAGGAGGUCAUCGGUUGCUCGUUUCUUCCAAGAACGCAUCGGUUGUUGGUUCACUCUGAAUAGUGGUUCCUGGCAAGGCUUGUAAGUUGAUUUUUCCAGUUUGAUUUCAUGUCGGUACUUUGGGGUUCUUAGCCAUCCUGCAAGUCGAGGUUUUUUUGUAUCAGCCAUAUUACCUUACAGUUUACAGAAUUUCAUAAUCCGUAUCCAAAGCACGACCUAACUUUUCUGAAUUGCAAGUGUGCAAGGUCAAAGCAGACAUGAUAUUUUCAAUUUUGCUUCAUGUGGUAAGGAGUAGAUUGAAAUAAGUACAUAUGCUCUGUAGAAAUGUUUUGUGGGCAAAUCAGAUCUCAGCAAGACGUAGGCAUGCUUAAGUGCUGUUGAGGACCAAAUGCAAUCUGAUAUACUCCAGAAACAAAGUUCUACAACCUAGGAAUAUUUGGUUGCUGUUAGUUUUUCUGUGUUGAUGGGAGAUUUGGAUGUGAUAUUCAAUCUAAAUAUGAGAUUUGUAUAAUCACGGUGAAUUACAUUUCUAGUGCCUAGGAGAAUACAUGGAGUGGAUGCUGGCUAUUAUUUCAGUGUAAUACAUUUAUAAUCACACAAGAUGAGAUGUUGUCAUUUUCUUAUAACAUUUGACCAUUAGUGAUGGAUUUUAACCGGGAGAACAUCAAGUGAGAAUUUGUUCAGGUAAAAACAUUUGCCAUUCAUUAAGAAAUUAGUGUGUAUGCAGUGAUCGAUGUGGAAGGAUCAUGGGAGCGUUCUCAGACAUACUGCUGCAGGUCCCAGACACAGGGCUGGCUCAUUGCAGUUUAUACUGCUUGGUUUUUUUUUUCCAACUGUAGAGGACCACACCAGCCAAGGCAGGUGUUGGUUACCAUCUUCCUGUCACCUCUACUGUAUGACGGAAUUAGAUGUAUGCUAAGCAUGUCUUCAAUAGAAGAAGAGGCAUAGUUGAGGCCGUUGAAGAUUUCAGAUAAUUGUUUUAGGAAUUAAAUAUGUUCUAUGGUUAGUUUUCCACCAAAGAAAUGGGCAUUAGUAAGCAAUCAGAUUGAACCCAAAUAACACCAUGCCGUACCUCAUAAAAAAAAUCUAUGUAACUCGGAUUAAAAUUUAUCUUUAUCAAUAUUUGGCUUGGAACUUUGUAAACCAUGUUAAUUAGAUUUAUUUUAUUAUUUAAGACAACAUUUUUUUCAAUAUCAAUGAGCAUUUCGUUGAUUGCUUUCUCUUUAUAUCAGUGUGUAACUUAAGAUUUGUAGGUCUUCGAAUAAAUGGUGAUGCACACAUUUGUUACAUCACCAGCACCAACAGUACAAUGGCCAGCUUUUCUUCAUUCCCAGAGAUUAUUAGAGAAAAGAAGGCUUCAACUCAGCCAGAAUGGUCAUGUACAUUCUGUUGCAUUUGCUAGAACAAUUUCUCCAUCCACAAGGCUACGUGUCGUGAAUUCGAACGCCACUUGUGCGGCAACUCAGACUGAAAAGCAAACUGCAAGAAGUCGAUCAUCGACGAUCUCAACCACUCCCACAAAAGAUACCCAGAAACCUAGGAAGCUUGACGAUGGGGGCCAGGGAUUCCCUCCAUGGUUUGGUGGCGGCGGAGGCGGUGGGGGAGGAGGCGGUGGGAGUUCAUCGGGGGGAUUUUUUUUGUUUUCUUUGUUACUAUUUUUUGAUUACUUGAAGGAGCUAGAGGGGGAUGACCCUUUCGAUGAUAGGGGAAGGAUGUACUAAUUAAUAUUUCAGAUACAUUCCACGGUAGCAUCGCAUCGCAUGCAUCCCUUUUCUUGUUGCAAGGAAUUUCUUUUUCAUGUAUAUUCCAUAUACCAGUUCGGAUCUUUUGAAUAAUUAAUAAUAUUCUAAUUUGCUGUUUGAUUCUA
Zingiber officinale is the source of this 1937-nucleotide messenger RNA. Its product is annotated as protein YELLOW LEAF 1, choloroplastic-like. Gene Ontology annotation, cellular component: chloroplast. The coding region runs from base 1336 to 1791 and encodes 151 amino acids. Gene Ontology annotation, biological process: chloroplast organization; thylakoid membrane organization. The record is from RefSeq and is a predicted model, not a curated record. The transcript is spliced from 5 exons. Lineage: Eukaryota; Viridiplantae; Streptophyta; Magnoliopsida; Zingiberales; Zingiberaceae.